Molecule: messenger RNA, 1059 nt
Organism: Chrysoperla carnea
Lineage: Eukaryota; Metazoa; Arthropoda; Insecta; Neuroptera; Chrysopidae
Gene: sicily
Product: NADH dehydrogenase (ubiquinone) complex I, assembly factor 6
Exons: 4
Coding region: 77-1039 (320 amino acids)
Biological process (GO): biosynthetic process; mitochondrial respiratory chain complex I assembly
Cellular component (GO): mitochondrion
Source: RefSeq, a predicted model, not a curated record
GUUUAAAAGUUUUAGAGAUUAUUAAUUACUGAAAUGUUUAUUUAGUAUCAAAGUUAAUUAUUAAAUAUACCGAAAAAUGGCUAAAACUCUUAUUCGAUUGAAUUCGAAUACCAUUAUAUUUCUUUCAAAUUUUCAUUUCAAUUUUGUAAGAUCUUAUACUUCAACUUUACCAAAAAUUAAAGAAAAACAAACUUCUGCCGAAUAUUGUUUAGAAUCUGUAAGACGUUAUGACAAAGAAAAUUAUUUAUGCACAUUGUUACUGGAUAAUUCAUUGAGAAAUUGCUCUUUAGCUGUUAGAGCAUUUAACAUAGAAGUAGCUCGUAUCCAAGAUCUUGUAUCAGAGCCAAAAAUAGGAUUAAUGCGAUUUCAAUUUUGGGAUGAUGCAAUUACAGCGCUUUUUGAUAAAAAUGGCACUAAGAAAAUACCGAAUCAUCCUGUGAUGAACGAACUACGUAAAAUUACUCAACGACAUAAAUUAAGUAAAAGAUAUUUUCAAAGACUAAUAACAAGUCGACGAAAUCAACUAACUUCGCCGGUAUUUUCGUCAUUGGAAAAUUUAGAAACAUAUAUGGAAAAUGGGGUAUCAAGUAUAUACUACUUAUUGUUAGAGAGUAAUGACAUUCAAAAUAUUCAUGCCGAUCAUGUAGCGUCACAUUUAGGGAAAGCUCAAGGUUUAGCCAAUAAUUUAAGGUCGAUACAACAUGGAGCUGAGCAAGGUCAAAUAUUUAUUCCUCGCGAUUUAUUAAUGCAUUAUAAUAUAAGUGAAGAACAGAUUUUACGAAAAAGAAUAUCGAAACAAUUAAAAGAUGCUGUAUUUGACAUUGCAACUAAAGCGAAUCAACAUUUAGAAAAGGCUCGAUCAUUAAAAGAAAACUUGCCACCUGGAGCAACACCAAUAUUUUUACCUGGCAUUGCAGUAGAUUUGUAUCUAAAACAAUUACGACAACAUGAUUUUGAUGUAUUCUCAGCAAAUUUAAGAAAAUCUAAUCCAAUUUUACCAUUUAUAUUGUGGUGGAAUUUAAAACGUUCAAAAUAUUAAUUUUUAAGUAAAUAAAAUAG